AUGGGUAUUCCGGUUUGUUGUAUUUCAGCUUUAACCAACCGGAUAUCCCAUGUAUGGGUAUUCCGGUUUGUUAAAUUUCAAGUUUUCCCAACCGGAUAUCCCCUUUGUGGGUAUUCCGGUGUGGAUCCUCCUUUGAAGAAAUGCGAUGUUACUCAAACAUGUGUGGAUACAACUGAUGUUUUUGAAACUGGUCAAAAAUUUGCUACAAGAGAAGAGGCGAUAAGUUGGAUUAAGGACGUUGGAAUCAGGAAUAAAGUAACAGUUAUAAUAGCUCGUUCAGAUAUCAAAACAGGCAAGCGAGGAAGAAGUGAUAAAUUAAUAUUUGGUUGUGAUAGAGGUGGAAAAUACAAAAAAACAGAUAGCGAAACCCAAAGUGCUAGUAAGAGAUGUGGUUGUCCUUUCAAAAUUAGGUCAACACCGUCGAAAGAUGGUUCUGGAUGGAAGAUCGAUGUAAAAUGCGGAGUACACAACCACGGGUUACCUGAUAGAUUUGAAGGUCAUGCUUUCGUAAGUCGACUAAAUACAGAUGAUAAACAACAUAUUGUUGAUUUGACAAAACGCCAUGUUCCACCAAGACACAUAUUAUUGUCAUUGCAAGAGCGUGACCCGGAGAAUGUCACUCGGAUCACGCAAAUAUACAAACAUAAGAGUAAGAUACAAAAAGACAUAAGGGGUCCUAGAACAGAAAUGCAACAAUUGCUCAAGUUGGUUGAAGAAUCAGGUUAUGUUUACUGGAGUAGGAAAAAGGAUGAGUCAGAAGUUGUGAGAGAUAUUUUUUGGGCACAUCCAGAAUCAGUGAAGUUGUUGAGUAUGUUUCCUAUUGUAUUGAUUAAAAAAACAUAUUAA
Molecule: messenger RNA, 846 nt
Organism: Vicia villosa (hairy vetch)
Lineage: Eukaryota; Viridiplantae; Streptophyta; Magnoliopsida; Fabales; Fabaceae
Exons: 2
Coding region: 1-846 (281 amino acids)
Molecular function (GO): DNA-binding transcription factor activity, RNA polymerase II-specific
Source: RefSeq, a predicted model, not a curated record